UUGAAUGAUGUUCUUAAUUGCUGGAUUUUUUUAAAGAUAAAUGGGAUGGGAUAGUCUCAACAUCAUCAACUUCAAAUCAAUAUUUGUUGAUUCAUUUUCCUUUUUCAGCCUCUUGAAUCCCCAUGCACGUAACGGAUGUUGCUCUCACGAUUUCUCACUAUAUAUACAAACCACAGCAUACAUGCUUCCGCACUCGAUCGACAUGGCUCUGAUGCUGAAGCUCUUUCUUUUCACUCUUCUCUCUGCAUGGAGCCUGGGAUCCAUGGCUUCCGCACGGUACCUGGACAAGAGCUUCAGCCUUGCUGCUCGAUUACAUGCGGACGACGACUCAUCAUCCAAGUGCUGGGAGUCUUUGCUUGAGCUUCAGGCAUGCACUGGAGAGGUUGUCCUGUUCUUCCUCAAUGGUGAGACUCACCUUGGGGCCGGCUGUUGCCAAGCCAUUCAGACCAUUGAGCACCAAUGCUGGCCUGCCAUGCUUACUUCCAUUGGUUUCACUGCCGAGGAGGGCGACAUCCUCCAAGGUUACUGUGAUGCAACCACAUCCUCUUCGGCUCCCCCACCACCACCACCACCACCAUCCAUGGAGCCUAAUGACGUGGUUACCUUGGGUGGCUUUUUCCUCGAUCCUUAGUAGAACGCGUUCUUACUAGCAGUUAUGUCUUUUACAUAUAUCUGAUCCGCUAGUCUAAAUAUAUACAGAAAAGGGUGUUUGGAAUUAAUGAAUGAUUUCCUAUAUAUUGCCCCA
Messenger RNA from Vitis vinifera (wine grape), 745 nucleotides. Its product is annotated as egg cell-secreted protein 1.3. NCBI's taxonomy places the organism in Eukaryota, Viridiplantae, Streptophyta, Magnoliopsida, Vitales, Vitaceae. The record is from RefSeq and is a predicted model, not a curated record. Gene Ontology annotation, biological process: double fertilization forming a zygote and endosperm. The transcript has a single exon. The coding region runs from base 41 to 631 and encodes 196 amino acids.